GAUCAGCGCCAGCAAUCCAAUCGAAGCAACUCCCGUGAGGACUUCCCGGGCGCAGAGAUACGUCCUGUGGGCCAGUGGCUCGGUCACGGCAUGCGCGCAGAGGCUGUGGAGGCAGAAGGCUCCGUGCCCCUCAGAGAAGACAGCGAAGCUUCAUCUCAAGGCAUCAUGAGUCUACCGCUUGAGGACCUCGGGCUUCAGUCAGAAGAUCUGGCUUCACAGCGGGAGCGGGGCAGUGGAUUCACUGUCAACGAGGAUCCCUCCAGCGGGAGCGUCUAUGCAGGGAUUCCUGCGUUGCCGUUGAAGCGCACCAGUGCACCGCAGGCGGUUCCUGUGACCAGAGAGACGAAAGACGAGAAGGAAGAAAGCGCUAGAUCCAGCCGGAGGAGCAGCGUGUCGAGCGUUGUGGCAGAGUCGAUUGAAGAGAUCGGCAUGGAGCCCAUGGCAAAGGAUGCUUCCUACGGCAGAGCGCUGAGCGCAGAAAUGGUUCCCCCAACUUCGAAGCAAGACAGUGCAGAAGCAGGGCAAGGUGACUCAAUGCCAGGGGCGGAGCCAGUGACCAGGCAGAAGAAAGACGAGAAGGAAGAAAGCGCUAGAUCCAGCCGAAGAAGCAGCGUGUCGAGCUCUGUGGCGGAAUCGAUUGAAGAGAUCGGCAUGGAACCGGUGGCGAGGGGCAGAGCGUUGGGCAGAGGGUUGAGUGUCGAGAUGGCUCCUCCGACCGCGAAGGAAGGCAGUGCAGAAGCAGCGCAAGUUGGCCCCUUGCCAGGGGCGGAGCCGGUGACCAGGGAGAAGAAAGACGAAAAGGAAAGCGCCAGAUCCAGCCGGAGAAGCAGUGUGUCGAGCUCUGUGGCAGAAUCGAUUGAAGAGAUCGGCACGGAACCUGUGACACACCAGGGACAUCAGGACUUGAUGGCACCUCAGCACUUACCACGCACCAGCGGGUCACAGGAACCGCGUGUUUUGUCUGGCAUAUUUGCUGAUGACCUGGAGGAGAUCAGCGUGGAGCCGGUGUUUGCCACGGGAAGGAUUGCCCAGGCCCGGAUGAGUAACACCCAGCACAAAACUUCUUUCUCCGACAGGGCGUUCGGUGCCGAAAUGGCUGCGGGGCUUUCACUGAAGCAAGGCGGCGCAGACGAAGCACAAAGCUCCUUGGCAGGGGUGCCGCCUGCGACCAGAGAGAAGAAAGACGAGAACGAGGGAGCUGCGAUGAUCAGCCAGAGAAGCAGCGCGUCGAGCUCUGUAGCAGAUGCAAUUGAAGAGAUCAGUAUGGAACCCGAACCCGCGACGAAACGCAUGUCGUCGGACCUGCUGGGACAUCGGCAAGCUGCGUCCAACGGUCCACUCGAGCAGAUUUUUGCAACACAGGAUUCUGGUGCUUCGACGCUUGAAAGUGUCGCGAAAUAUGAUGCUGGCUUGAUCAAGUCGCAACAAGGUCGCGCAGACAGAGCCGGUCCUUCAAGUAGACAGGAAGCCAUCACAGCCCGCAGCUGCAGUCACAGCAGCAGUGGGGCCAGCAGCACAGACAUGAAAUGUCGAGAGCCUGAACCUGCACCACACAAGCAAGACACUUGCCUGCAACAUGCAAUCUUUUGCGUAACUCGCCUGUGUCCCAGGCCCAAGACCAUGUUCGAAUUAGCAAUGCCCCUAGCCCUAUACGAGACUCAGGCGGCUCCUGGCGGCUGCCCGAACCUCGGACAUCCUUCCUCCACAAACGACACCGGAUUUCCAACAAAACUUAACGUACGGCAGCACCACUCCGGUCCUAGGCAGCAGUUUCGAUUAGACCCGAAAAUACACAACUACCCUGUGUGA
Symbiodinium necroappetens is the source of this 1809-nucleotide messenger RNA. Lineage: Eukaryota; Dinophyceae; Suessiales; Symbiodiniaceae. The record is from the annotation of a GenBank genome assembly.